CAGGGCCUCAGGGCCCGCGGCGGGCGGGAGGGCGGGCCGGGCAGCGCGGGAGGCGAACGGCGGUGGUUCCGCUGGGCGGCGGCGGGAGCUGCCUCCGGCCCAGGCCCAGGCCCAGGCUUAGGCGGUUCUCUUGGCCGGGAAGAGCAGUCCCGGGGCUCUGCGCCUUCCUCCUCCUCACCCAGGUCACAGAGGUUUUCCUUCAGCCCAGGGGGAAGCCGAGCGGCUGAGGGAAGGUUUUGCAUCCAGUGAUCGCCAGGGAACAAACCCCUCUCGAAUCCUGUGCUUCAUCGUGGCUUCGGCUCUUCGGUUUCACUGCAGGCAACCAUCUUUUGGCAAGUGGCUUUGUUCACCUUACCGUUUGCCAUUAGAAGCCACCUGAGUUAGACUUACUCAGUUUUCUGUCACUUGCUAAUGGGAAUUGAUCCUUUGGGUUAUUCCUCGCACAGUUCUGGGGGCUUCAGUUGCCUUGAGUCAGAUAAGCACGUCAAUUAAGACUUGGAAAUGCCAGAGCAGGGAUGUAACUCCCACAGGAAAAAAAAAAAAAUCGUUUUUGGGGACAGAAGCUUACAGGGCGAAGACCAGAGCAUGGCAUUUACUGUAGCGAGGGGCUCUCCACGCUCUCCUGCGUUAGGGUUACUUGUGAUUUUGGGACUGUUGACUCAAAGGCUCCGAUGUUCCCAACCCACAGUGAACCUGCCUCGUGUGAAACUGCUCCCGGCUCUGCCGAUAGCUGUGUCAAAGUCCUUGCAAAAACCAGCACAAGCAAAUUCAGGCAAGGCCACGUUCAUCUGUUUCAGCCUACCUAUGAAAAGAUGCAUGCAAGCUACCUCUUGCUGAAGGUAAAUAACAGCUACAGGGACAAAAAUAGGCUAAGGAAGCGAUAAGAAACAAAGGCUGCAUAUGUUCUUCAUGACUAUGUUCUGUAUUUUAAAAUCUAUAUUCAUCUUUCUAAAAUACUGAACUGCAGUAUCUGUACAUACAAUAGGUAGCCUAAAAUCAGUGUAAACAACCGCCCAACUCAUUAGUAAAACAAGAAGAGCAACAGAAAAACCCCUGGCCCCCUCAUACAAAUCAGAGAUCUGUUUUGAAUGGAAAAAUCCAACCAGCUUUGAAAUCGCACAGCGGCAUUCAGACUCUAUUAUAAUGAAACUGAUGAAUCUCAGCUUUAAAGAGGAUGCUAAUUUCUAAUCCCCACGCUUGUGCAUACACACGCAGCCAGAAACAUCCACGCACUUUCAUCUGUGCUGGAAGAACCAAAGAAAAUAAAAAUUGUAUUGAUUUGACCUUUAUGAAACCACAUAAAACAGAGGCCACAAGAGGUCACCUUGCCCCUUCUCCUGGACCGAGGCGACCGGCAGGGCUAACUCCUUUCCUGCGUUCCUCAGAACCCCCCAGCAUCUGAUAACUGUGUUAAAUAACUCUGACUUUGGCUUACACAAAGAUACUCCUGACCGUGCCUGACAAAUCAAGCAGGCCUGGGAACUCAGAUAGAAACAGGAACCUGGCCUAAAGCUGUAGUUUGUGUACAGAAAUGGCAUUGAAUGUCUUAUUUCGUCUCAUUUCAUCACAGUUCGGUCCAUGGCUGAGGGCAACCAUUGAUGAAGUGGAAACAGAUGUGGUGGAGAUAGAGGCAAAGCUUGACAAGCUGGUAAAGCUAUGCAGUGGGAUGAUUGAAGCGGGCAAAGCCUACAUCACCACGAACAAGCACUUUGUCAGCGGAGUCCGGGACUUGUCACAGCAGUGCAAGAAGGAUGAAAUGAUUUCGGAGUGCCUAGACAAAUUUGGAGACAGUCUGCAGGAAAUGAUUAACUAUCACAUGAUCCUGUUUGAUCAGGCUCAGAGGUCAGUCCGGCAGCAGCUGCACAAUUUUGUGAAAGAUGACGUGCGGAAGUUCAAGGAAACUAAGAAGCAGUUUGACAAGGUACGAGAGGACAUGGAGAUUUCGCUGGUGAAGAACGCCCAGGCACCUCGGCACAAGCCCCAUGAAGUGGAGGAGGCAACAGGCACCUUGACCAUAACCAGAAAGUGUUUCCGGCAUCUGGCCCUGGACUAUGUGUUGCAGAUCAACGUCUUGCAGGCCAAGAAGAAGUUUGAAAUACUGGAUGCGAUGCUGUCCUUUAUGCAUGCCCAGUACACCUUUUUCCAGCAGGGCUACAGUCUUCUCCAUGAACUGGAUCCCUACAUGAAGAAACUAGCCACAGAGCUGGACCAGCUGGUGAUUGAUUCUGCAGUGGAGAAGAGGGAGAUGGAGCACAAGCAUGCGCUGAUACAGCAGAGGGAUUUCUCCUAUGAUGACUCGAAGGUGGAGUUUAAUGUUGAUGCCCCUAAUGGAGUGGUGAUGGAAGGCUACCUCUUCAAGAGAGCUAGCAAUGCUUUCAAAACAUGGAAUCGGAGGUGGUUCUCCAUACAGAACAGUCAGCUGGUGUACCAGAAAAAGCUAAAGGAUGUCCUCACGGUAGUGGUGGAAGACCUGCGGCUCUGUACUGUCAAGCCGUGUGAAGACAUAGAGAGGAGGUUUUGCUUUGAGGUCGUCUCACCUACCAAGAGCUGCAUGCUGCAGGCUGACUCGGAGAAGCUGCGUCAGGCCUGGAUUCAGGCUGUUCAGGCUAGCAUUGCUUCUGCCUACCGGGAGAGUCCUGACAGCUACUAUAUAGAAAGACUGGACAGAACUGCUUCCCCAUCAACUAGCAGCAUUGAUUCUGCUACCGAUUCCCGGGACCGCAGUGUGAAAGGAGAGACCAUUCUGCAGAGAGUGCAGAGCAUCCCUGGGAAUGACCAGUGCUGUGACUGUGGUCAGCCGGAUCCUCGCUGGGCCAGCAUCAACCUGGGCAUUCUGCUGUGCAUCGAGUGCUCUGGAAUCCACAGGAGUCUGGGUGUUCACUGCUCAAAAGUCCGAUCUCUCACACUGGACUCCUGGGAGCCAGAGUUACUGAAACUGAUGUGCGAGCUGGGGAACAGCACCAUGAAUCAGAUUUAUGAGGCACAGUGUGAAGAGUUGGGACUUAAGAAACCAACAGCAGGGAGCUCCAGGCAAGACAAGGAAGCCUGGAUCAAGGUGAAGUAUGUGGAGAAGAAAUUCCUGAAGAAGCUGCCAAAUGGGGAGACUCUAACAGAGAAUGAGCGGAAACCUCGGCGCUGGUGUGUGAAGAAGUGCCAGAGACACAACAGCACCACGAAAGCACCCACAGCUCGUAGAAAGUACCGCCAUGAAGCAGGCAAUGCAUCACCAGCCAUGUUGUCAUCAGCAGCUACCCUGGAAAGGAAGUUCCGUCGAGAUUCCCUCUUCUGCCCUGAUGAGCUGGACUCUCUCUUCUCCUACUUCGACACCGGUGCUGGCUCCGGCCCACGCAGCCCUGCAGGUCUGAGCAGUGACAGUGGGCUUGGAGGAAGCACAGAUGGCAGCACUGAUAUCCUGGUGUUUGGCUCUGUGGUGGACAGCGUGACAGAGGAAGAGUGCGAGGUGUCAGAGGAGUCAAGUGGUGAAGCAGAGAUUGAACAGGAAGCAUCAGAUCUGGAGGACCUGAGGGAGCUGCAUCCUGGCUUGUUGAUCUACAAGGCAGCACAAGCCCGAAACCUGCCUCUCAUGGCAGAAGCACUGGCACACGGUGCGGAGAUCAACUGGGUGAAUGAUGAAGAUGAAAACAAAACUCCUCUGAUUCAAGCUGUGAUGGGGGGCUCCUUGAUAGCCUGUGAAUUCCUGCUGCAGAAUGGAGCAGAUGUUAACCAAAGAGAUAUCCGAGGCCGGGCUCCCUUGCAUCAUGCCACAUACCUAGGGCAUACUGGUCAGGUCUGCUUGUUCCUCAAGCGAGGGGCAAACCAGCAUGCGGUGGAUGGCGACGGGCAGGACCCACUCAGUAUUGCUGUCCAGGCGGCCAAUGCAGACAUAGUUACUUUGCUGCGUCUGGCUCGAAUGAACGAGGAAAUGCGAGAAGCAGAGGGCCCCUUUGGACAACCAGGAGACGCUACCUACCUGGACAUCUUCCGGGAGUUCUCUCACAUGGCUUCGAACAACCCUGAGAAACUCAAAAGGAGGAGCCUACAUUUCAGCCGCUCCUGCAGCUAGUCCCUUCCCUCCCUCUCCCUUCCCCCCGCCGGAGGGCCAGGCUCUGAGCUGCCCGUGAGCGCAGCCGGCAGAAACGUCCGAGCGGGCGUAACAGCCAAGCCGAGCUCAGCUGCUGAAGAAGGAUGUUCUCUGUUCAGACACGCUCCUGCGAGAAACCUGUUUUUGCCCUGGUGGCUGCUUUUGUGCCCUGACCGGGGAGGUGGCAGCUGUUCCGGGGGUAAUUCCAGAACAGGCACGCAUUCCGACUGCAGGCCUUGCACUGCCUGAAUGCACCUUAAAAUGAGUUAAGCUGAUCUUUUAGCUAUCAAUGCCCUUCCUACAUCGCUAUAUCUGGGAAAACCUCCCCUUUCGGGGUGUAUGCAAACACUAGCAUUUAUGAUACUGCAACAAUUCCCGCCCCUAAAAUGAAGUGCAGGUAAGCGGUCCUGACCACAGAGGAUGCCAGGAGGAGGCCAAGUCUGCAGCACUCCUAAAAACGAGGGAAAAUGAAUGUCGCAGACGUUUAGUUACGCUGCUUUGCGGUGGUGCCGCUGGAGCGGGACUGCUGAGCUCGCUGCCAGACAGCGCUGGCCCCCGCCGUGCGCUGAGGCGGUAGCAGCUUCCCACAACGGCACCAGAACGCAGCCCGCUGCGGCACGAGGCCCUCCACACGCAGACCUGUCCCCUCGAAGGAGAAAGGCCUCCCGGGACACAGCACCCGACCGCCACUCGGCCCGAGCGGUCCCAGCCCCAGCCACCCCGCGGCGAAACACUUCAUCUCGCCGCGUAACUCACCCAAGAUACCUCUACCCCAGGGCGCUUGGAGGCUUUUGGUUUAGCGCGGACCAGGAGAUUUAAUACCGAUCCCACGGGGGCUUUACGAGCAGUGCUGAAAACAGAAUCUAGCUCUUUCCCUCAGGGGCUCUCCAUCUCCUGCUGGCUGUGCAUCUCACUGUUAGGAGAGUUGUACUCUUCUGUGAGGCACGGCUUCCAGUAUUAUUUUGGUCAUUUUUAUUAUUGUAUCUCUUAGUUACCAAAAAUAAUAAAAGGUUAUGUGUGGGCUAUACAGGUAUAGGCACCACGACAUAAUAAAGUGCAUUGUCAGAAGGAUCUACAUAAACUAUGACAUGCUGAAAUGUAAUAUAUCUUACGGUGGAAGAAAUGUAUUUUUUCUGAAAAGGUGGGAGCGAAGAAAAUUUCACAUGCAAACAGCAUCUACGAACUGAGAAUAAAGACAGGAUUUUCUUUUUUUAAAUUCA
Messenger RNA from Phalacrocorax carbo (great cormorant), 5301 nucleotides. NCBI's taxonomy places the organism in Eukaryota, Metazoa, Chordata, Aves, Suliformes, Phalacrocoracidae. The record is from RefSeq and is a predicted model, not a curated record.